AUGAUUUUACAAAGAUUGAAACGGUGUGAUUUUUCAGUGAAAGUUCCUUUUCAAGAUUAUAAUAAUCUAACUUACCACGGUGUUAAUUCGAUAGGAAGGAAUUUUCAUCUGGUGGGAAAAAACGGUUUGCGGCUUGGUUGUUGGCAUAUAUUACCCGAUGAAUUAUCUUUAAACUAUAAAGAUACAGUCAUAAAUUCUAAUGAAAUGGAACAUAUGAUGGAGACAUUUAACUAUUCAAUUAUUGUUUAUUUGCAUGGAAAUUCAUUUGACAGGUCGCAGUCAGUUAGAUGUAAAUUAUACAACGUUUUAAGUGCUUUGGGUUUCCACGUACUGGCCAUAGAUUAUCAAGGAUACGGUGAUUCAAGUGGCUAUCCAUCAGAAGAUGGUUUGAUUGAGAAUGCGAAAGAGAUUUAUCGCUAUGCUCGAAGUCAUUGUGGUUCAAACAACAUUUAUAUCUGGGGACAUUCUUUGGGAACUGCUGAAAGUGGUUCGCCACCACUUGGUUUAAUCUUAGAAUCACCAUUCAAUAAUCUUCGGGAUGUUGUUGCUAAUCAUCCUUUUGCGACAUUCUUCCGUUGCUUACCAUGGUUCGAACGAACAGUUUUAGACUCGCUUAACAGAUCCGGUUUAAAUAUGAGUACCGACGUUCGUAUAACAAAAGUAGAUUGUCCGAUAUUAAUUUUGCACGCAGAGGAUGAUCACGUUAUUCCAGUUCGCUUAGGUCGCAAAUUACGCGACAGUGCUUUGGCUAGUCAUCGUGAUGUAAUUUAUGAGGAAUUCAGUGCAAGUCGCCAUUUCAGUCACAAAUUCAUUUAUUUAGCUGAAGAAUUACCUGAAAUCGUGACGUAA
This is a messenger RNA of Thelazia callipaeda (thelaziosis nematode), 849 nucleotides long. Lineage: Eukaryota; Metazoa; Nematoda; Chromadorea; Rhabditida; Thelaziidae. The record is from the annotation of a GenBank genome assembly.